AUGGAUCUGCACUGUGAAGCGUGUAAGCACGACGUCUGUCAUAUCUGCCGUUGCACCCCAUCGUGUCCACGCCGAUGCCUCUCUCCCGUAGCCGAUUUAGUCUUCAACCCCGACGCCUCUUCCAUGAACGAUUUCGAUUUCGAACCCGAUCCGCACCUCCUCCCAAUACUCCCUUUUGACUUCGAACCCGACCCGAUCUGGCCCUCCUCCCACACGGACUUGAGCGACUCCGCCGACCCGUCUGACCGAUCACCUUCCAUAGCAUCGCCCUAUGGCAGCGAUUGCACCGACAUAUCGCAUCCGCCGAGGGCGGAAAGCAAAGGAAAGAUCGUUGUCAAUAGGACCUACACCGAGUUCGCCAAGCGAGCGAUUAAGGAGCCCACUGAAUGGAAUUCAUCGUCGUACGUCCAGCCCUGGACAUUAUCUAGGGACACAUAUAUCGAUGAGGAGGCAGAAUCCAAGCACGCUCGGGAUCAUCCGAUGUAUCAAACCAUUCUCGGAGAGGACGAGCUUUAUCACUGCCCCUUCGAGGGCGAGCACCAGUGCAACCACAAACCGACAAAGCUCAAAUGCAACUAUGAGUACGUGGACUCCCACCUCCGGCCGUUCAAGUGCAAGAACACUACCUGCUCUGGCGCUCGCUUUUCUUCCACUGCUUGCCUUCUAAGGCACGAGAGAGAAGCCCACGGUAUGCACGGUCACGGCUCAAAGCCCCACCUUUGCAUCUUUCCCAAUUGCGAGCGUGCUGUGCCGGGAAAAGGAUUCCCCAGGCGCUACAACCUGUUCGAUCACAUGAAGCGAGUCCACAAUUACACAACCCAGACCGUUCCAUCUGAGGACGUUUCAUCGGGUUUGGGAGCCAGUGCCAAAGGAGUACACCGGAAACGUAAAGCGCUUGAUCAACAGGAAGGCCGGAAGCGGGUUCGCCUUGGAUCAUAG
Molecule: messenger RNA, 939 nt
Organism: Trematosphaeria pertusa
Lineage: Eukaryota; Fungi; Ascomycota; Dothideomycetes; Pleosporales; Trematosphaeriaceae
Exons: 3
Coding region: 1-939 (312 amino acids)
Source: RefSeq, a predicted model, not a curated record